Messenger RNA from Alosa alosa (allis shad), 841 nucleotides. Its product is annotated as DUF4748 domain-containing protein. Lineage: Eukaryota; Metazoa; Chordata; Actinopteri; Clupeiformes; Clupeidae. The record is from RefSeq and is a predicted model, not a curated record. The coding region runs from base 34 to 537 and encodes 167 amino acids. The transcript has 3 exons.
UUGUGCGCAUGCGGAAUUUUUUACACAACAAAAAUGGCGGCGCCCUGUAGAUAUGCGACGAGGUCGGCAGCAAAAGGUUUUUAUCAAGUCUUGGUACAGCAAUGGACACAGGCCACUGUGCGUCCACCCCUCUCGUGUCUAUAUUGUCCCCAAGCUGUCUGUCAAAGAAGAUGUCUUCACUGGAGUCACACUCCGGCUCUGAUCAACACGAAUGUGGAACAACAGAGGGCAGGAGUCUCACAGAAAGCAACGGGGCAGAACGAAAACAAUACAGAAUCUAAAACAAAACCAGAAGAGGGUGAUGAAGAGGACGACGGACCAGAAUACAUCCCACAGAGAAAGGCCAAAAACCCCAUGAUUAAAAUCGGUUAUGCUUGGAUGAUUGGGUUGCCCACAGGAAUCAUUGGCUUCAUCCUUGCCAAAAGAGAAGUAGACAAGAACCGACAAAAGCAGCUACGGAUCCGGCAAAGAAUGAAGAAAGCCAACGAAGGAGAAUAUGAUAGUGACAGAUACAGGAUCAUUUCAAAAAUGGACUGAAGAACCCCAUCUAAUGGAAUUGCCUAAUGUGUACCAAAGUGGGGACCACUUUGAAAUUGCCCACCAUGGAACUGAUUUAAUCUUAAAAAAGAAAACAAAAACACACGCACACACAACAGAAAUCACAGAAAUACUGCAGGAUUUCAAAUGAAUCACAAAUGUAUUGCACUUUUCCUUUGAGUGUAUGGUCUCUCAGAUUAUGUGUAUAUGGCUGUGAUAAAUAUAUGUUUAUGUAUAUAAUGAAAUUAACUAUUUGAGGUGUGUGUGAAUAAACUACUAUUCAUUGUCCAAAAUAGUCAAUUAU